AAAACGUCGGUUCCCAGGCGGUGGAUGUUUGUUUUUUGUUCUCCAAGUGCGACCGUCCAAUGUACUGCGCUGGCGAUGAGUCCCCGGAUGCAGUACACUACUCCGAACUUGCUCUGGAGAUGCUGACCGUUGGUGUAUAGAAAUACUCACGCAAUGAUGCCGGAAGCCGGGAGCAGGGGCAAUCACGAUGGAAAGCAUGGGGAGCGUGAUAGGUGAAGUAUCAAGCUCUUUGCCACCGGCUGUACAGCACACUUGACAGAAGACUCAAGGCACAUAGCCCGAGCAAGCGCACGCCAAAGGCAGCACAAUAUGACUCCGAGAUAGGCACAGGACCGCCCAAGCGGUGGAGGAAAAGGAGGAGGGCUAAAUGCACCAGGGGAGGGGUCCGAGGAGCAGCGGCGGCGGCGCGCUUUGCUGCCUCGGUCGUCGCCUGCCCCCCCCCCCACCCCCACCCCCCUUCUGCGCGCGCGCGGGGGCAGCGCGCCAUGGGCAGGAGUGGGAGGACGACAGAUGCAGCGCCGAAACCUCCAGCGCCGUGACGUCGUCCAGUCCUGGCGGUGCUCCCCGAGUGUCGGGCCUCCGGGGGCCAGCGUCGGGGCCCAGAAGCAGCCAGCAUGGACCCGGGACACACAACGGCCACCGGACCUGGGACCCUCUGGUGAUCUGGGGCCUGCGGGCUGAAAUAAAAAAACACACUGCGCCAGAUAUGGACACACCAGCACUGGCUUCGGCCAGGUCAAGCCAGGCUGGCAUGCUCACUGACUACAAGGUCAGCGUGGGCCCGGCCUCGGUGACAACGCAUGAUUGACGAUGAUUAUCGCGUCGUUCCUC
This is a messenger RNA of Prorocentrum cordatum, 831 nucleotides long. NCBI's taxonomy places the organism in Eukaryota, Dinophyceae, Prorocentrales, Prorocentraceae. The record is from the annotation of a GenBank genome assembly.